AUGGACAAUUCCCUCGAUAACACGACCCUCUCGACGGUGUCACUCCUUGAAUCACGGCUGUUACGAAUCGAGCACCUCUUGUACGGUCCGACCGCAGCGUCACCACCUCCCCAGACAGAGUCCGUGGUCGAGAUGCUGGAAGAACUCGAACGUCGCUUUAACCACCUCAUGUCCCGUAUCCGCGUGUACGGCGAGCUGAUGAGGCUUUAUCACUCCCAUCCAACGCUCUUCCAACCCCCUCCGCCUUCCGAACCUCCAACCCAGCUUGCCCCAGAGGCAGUCCAAGCAACAGUCCUCGCGUCAGCGGCGUCCUUUCCGGCCACGGCCUCGUCGUUGACCUCUGUGAACGACUGCCCAAUCCCCGAAACUUCCCAGAGCGCGGCCCUGGCCUCUCUCGUGCCCAAGAUGCGAGGUAUUGAAGCGACACAGAUGGCUCAAGAGGCGGAAAUGGCCGAGCUCCGCGCCCGAAGCGAGGAGGUCCUCAAGAGCUGGUAUCAACAAGGUGUUCUGAGCGCAUCCGAGUUCAUUGCCGAGGUCGAAGGCCGGGUUGAGCGGGUUGAACGCCAUGUACGGAGGGCUCGGCGGGAGAAGGAAGACGAGGCGGCAGUCAUCUGA
This is a messenger RNA of Colletotrichum graminicola M1.001, 615 nucleotides long. RefSeq names its product nuclear distribution protein. The transcript is spliced from 2 exons. The coding region runs from base 1 to 615 and encodes 204 amino acids. The record is from RefSeq and is a predicted model, not a curated record. Gene Ontology annotation, biological process: cytoskeleton-dependent cytokinesis. NCBI's taxonomy places the organism in Eukaryota, Fungi, Ascomycota, Sordariomycetes, Glomerellales, Glomerellaceae. Gene Ontology annotation, cellular component: dynactin complex.